Molecule: messenger RNA, 5095 nt
Organism: Carassius carassius (crucian carp)
Lineage: Eukaryota; Metazoa; Chordata; Actinopteri; Cypriniformes; Cyprinidae
Gene: cpne9
Product: copine family member IX
Exons: 21
Coding region: 570-2240 (556 amino acids)
Biological process (GO): cellular response to calcium ion
Cellular component (GO): plasma membrane
Molecular function (GO): calcium-dependent phospholipid binding
Source: RefSeq, a predicted model, not a curated record
UAAAGACACGGCCAUAGUGCUUUACGAUUUAUCAACCGAUUCAGAACUCGUGUAUUGACGUGGUGCUGAGGAAUACUUGAGUAUUUUUGUUAUUUAUACUGCGCAACAUCGACGUUUACCACAGCUCAACCGGAUUUUAAAAGCCGUGGACGUUUGAAAAAACGGGAUAUUUGAAAAAUCGUUUCCCCACAUCAAUAGAUUAAACGUCCCCAAAGGUUUCAGAUCCAUAUCUGACACCACACCUCAUAAAUAUUGGAUGGCUUCUGUAAUAUAAAAAAUUUAUGUUUUCAAUUUAAGUUUUCAAAGCGGAGUCGGAAUGUCCGCGGUGAGGGAGGGCGAGUGGAGGUCCAGUCAGACUCUACAUGCUGAUCAAACGCGCGCUUUCUCCUCAGGUGCGCGAGGGGCUCAGACUCACACGGACCGAUGAUGUUCCCUCAGUCCAAAUUGUAAGGAAAGCCGCUUCUCUGCGUCAGUUUGGUGGGCUAUACUGCACGUGUGACGACUGAGACGAGUGAGACCCAGAUUUUGGAGUCAUUUGAAGACUUAACUCAAACUCCCGAGGAGCUGCAAUGGCAUCGAUCGGGGAGUUUGAUCCGUUAAACAGCAGCGUACCUGCGACCAAAAUAGAGAUCACCGUCUCGUGCAGGAAUUUACUGGAUGCUGAUACCUUCUCAAGGUCAGCACCAGUGGUUGUGUUGUAUGUUCAAGGAAUUGGUACUAAGGAGUGGAGAGAGUUUGGUCGAACAGAAGUGAUUGACAACACUCUGAACCCUGACUUUGUGAGGAAGUUUGUCUUGGAUUACUUCUUUGAAGAAAAGCAGAACCUUCGGUUUGAUGUAUACAAUGUGGACUCCAGAAGCUCAAACAUCUCAAAACAUAAGUCCUUCCUCGGCCAGACUUUCUGCACUCUAGGAGAGAUUAUUGGGUCCACUGGGUCAAGACUCGAGCGGGUGCUUUCGGGGAUUCCUGGGAAGAAAUGUGGGAGCAUUAUCUUCACAGCUGAGGAACUCAGCAAUUGUCGGGACAUUGCAACCAUGCAACUCUGUGCUAACAAGUUGGAUAAAAAGGAUUUCUUUGGGAAGUCUGAUCCCUUCCUGGUGUUUUACCGCAGCAAUGAAGAUGGCACGUUCACUAUCUGUCACAAAACAGAGGUGAUAAAGAAUACUUUGAACCCUGUGUGGCAGCCCUUCACCAUCCCAGUGCGAGCUCUCUGUAACGGAGACUAUGACAGAACAGUGAAGGUUGAUGUUUAUGACUGGGACAGAGAUGGAAGUCAUGACUUCAUCGGAGAGUUUACGACCAGCUACAGAGAGCUGUCUCGCGGACAAAGCCAAUUCAAUGUUUAUGAGGUUCUGAAUCCUAAGAAGAAAGGCAGGAAAAAGAAAUACGUCAACUCUGGCACGGUAACACUUUUGUCCUUCAAAGUGGAAUCGGAGUACACAUUUGUGGACUUCAUUCGAGGAGGAACACAGCUGAACUUCACUGUAGCCAUAGACUUCACCGCCUCUAAUGGAAACCCAUCACAGCCGACAUCGCUCCACUACAUGAACCCGUAUCAGCUGAAUGCGUAUGCCAUGGCCCUUAAAGCCGUGGGGGAAAUCGUCCAGGAUUAUGACAGUGACAAACUCUUCCCUGCCUAUGGCUUUGGAGCUAAACUUCCUCCUGAUAGCAAGAUCUCUCAUGCUUUUCCCCUGAACUCCGACUGUGAGAAUGCAAACUGCGUCGGCAUUGAAGGCGUGCUGGAGGCUUACUAUGACUGUCUCCGGAAAGUGCAGCUCUACGGCCCCACCAACUUUGCUCCUGUCAUCAACCAGGUGGCACAGUGUGCGUCAGAGGUGACAGAUGGCUCUCAAUACUUCGUGCUGUUGAUCAUCACAGACGGUGUCAUUUCCGACAUGGUACAGACUAGAGAAGCUGUGGUCACCGCGGCGUCUCUGCCCAUGUCCGUCAUAAUUGUAGGAGUUGGCCCUGCUGAAUUUGAUGCAAUGGAAGAGUUGGAUGGAGAUGAGGUCAGGGUGUCCUCCAGGGGACGUGCUGCUGAGAGAGACAUUGUCCAGUUUGUGCCAUUCCGGGACUACAUCGACCGAUCCGGGAACCAGGUGCUCAGCAUGGCCCGACUGGCCAAGGACGUACUGGCUGAGAUACCCGACCAGCUGCUGUCGUUCAUGAAGAGCAGAGGCAUUGAACCCAGACCAGCCCUCUCCCCCUCUCCCACACCACAGAUAAACGUCCACCUCUGAUCCCAGAGCAGUAUUUUAUUCUCAAACACAGCUAUAUGUUCACAUUUGAAACCCCCGGGUCUGUCACUGGGGAUGCACCUUUUUACUUUCCGCAUCGGUUAGCAGUAGCACAUAUUGUAGUUACAAUAAUAAUCAACUAAAAUCAGGAACACGUUAAUGUAAGUGUGUGGUGUUAAUCUUUAUAAUCAGCCAGUGAUCAAUCAAAAACACAACAGUUUGUGCUGGCCUUGGAAUGGAAGAUGUGGGAGUAUAAAGGGGGUGGAUUUACUGGAAAGAAAUGUCUAGGCCAUAUUUCCCCCCAAAAUCUAAAGGUGAGAAAAGCAAUAAAAUAAAAUUGUACAUAAAAUACAAUUUACAUGAAUUCAAAUGAACCCCAUAUACAGUUCAUCACCCUAAAAUUAUUUAACUUAUUUACUGAAGUUAUAUUAUACAUUUAUAAUUACAACUAUAUCUAGGAAAAUUGUAUUAAAUUGUCAUGAAAAUAAUGUCAAAAUGAAGAAAGAAAUUAAUAAUCCAUAAAAGAGAUUUCCAGAAUUAUGGUACACUUUGGUAUUUGAUAACUAUUAGACAAAUAUUAUAAUAAAUAAUAACUAUUAGUUUUUACAAAAUUAUUGUAUGACAUAUAAUUUUUUUAUUUUUUUAAUUAUUGAAUAUUUAGAAUUAUUAAUAUUACAUUAAAUAAUAAUUUAUAUUACAUACAUUUUAUUUUUUACCACUUACCUUACAUUUCUAGUGAAAUCAAAAUGCCCUGAUUAAAUUAAAUAUGAUAUUUCAUAUGUUUCAUAUUUUUUUUCUCCUUUUUUUAUUGCUUUAAUUGUUUUUAAGUAAAUAAUUACACUGGUUUUGAUUUGGAUAUGUUGCACAUUCCACAAAUAUAGUACAGUUUAGUAUCAAAUGACUUUUUAAAAAACUUUUGAGAAAUUUAGACUGUGUUGAAAUAUCAUCUGGACAUUUCUUACUAAAAUUUCUGCAGGAACACGAGACUCUUUUCUCACACCUGGCAGAGACAGACGGAGCGUGUGGUUGCACAGGCUGUGCUGUACGCUGAAAUACCCAACAACGCAUGCACAGGUCACCUUUAACAUCAUCAUCUUUACAUAUUUCAUGUCGUUUCUUAGGCUAAGAUAAUUUUCUCAUUUUUUUCACUGGCUGAAUUAGUUGCGCCUGCACACUCUUGAGUGUGUAAAUAUUUUCUAAUUUGUGCCCGAAUUUGAAAGGAGCUAAUAAGUAGCUACAUGUGGCAGAAAAACAGAUGCCUGUGCGGGAACAUUGACGCACUCGGAGUCUUCCGCACAACUCGAGUGGAUGCAGCUAAUUACCUGCAGAAACAGAGGUGCCAAUCAGUGCAAUUCAACCAGAGAGAGGAAGAUUGAGGGAAGAAAUAUCCAGAGUGUAAUCAGCAGAGGUUAAUGGGCACAGGAGAUAAGCAGGCGUAUGGUGUGACAAACAUAAAUCAGAUGAUCAGCAGAACUACAUGAAAAGGGGUUGAUUUUUUUAAAUGCAGGGACAAAGGUGGAUUUUACAGGUGAAUCUCAUGGAGAAACGUCUGGGUCAUACUUUAUCCCAAAUCGAAAAAGGACCAAUAAGAUUUCAUGUAUUGUGACAUUUUUAUGACAUUUCUUCCUCUCUUCCUUAUUCUCAUGACUAUAACUUCUCAAUACAGUUAAAUGACCAGACCCAAUUAUUAUUAUUAUUUUUUUAAAGUCAGCUAAAAUUCAGUACAUUGAAUGCUAUCUUUAUAUACACUUGCAAUUGCACUUUAAAAAUAUACUUUAUAAUUUAAAUUAGGUAUGCACUAUACUGUAUAUUGGUACCUUAAUGAUUACUGGUUAAUGUUGAAUAUUUAAUUGUACAUCCUUUUUUUGUGCAUUUCAAUUACUUUUGGUUUUUCUUAUGCUCACCUAAAGUUUAUAUAAAAAAACACUAAUUAAAACACUAAUCUGUCUGUCUUCAACUAAUAUAUAAUUAAAUAUCUAUUUUUCAGAUUGUACAUUAUAAGUGUUUACAAUGUUGUGAUGCCUAAAUUCACUUGUAGCAUUUACAAUUAUUUUAUUUUUAUUAAGUGUUUUAUUUUGAAUGCAUUUAGACAAAAUAUUUUAGAAUUUUAGUAUCAAUAUCGGUUUAAUAUAUAAGUUAUCGGCUAUAACAUGUAAAUUAUUAUUUUUAAAUAGUAAAAAAAUUAUAGUUAACUGGUUUAUAGCUAAUUUAAAAAAAAUGCGUAUUUAAAUUAAUAUGCUCCUAACAGGAAUAAAAUAAUGUCACGAUGCAAAAAACACAAUUGUCCUAAAUAUAGCUUGUUUUUUCCCCCUACCUUUUGAAUUGGGGAUGACGCAUGACCUGGACAUUUCUUGAUCUUUUUGUGGGGUUCACCUUUGCGUACACUGCCAUGUUGAAAAUUUCUUUCCAAAAAUUGAUUGUAGACUCACUGAAUGUUUGCCGAGAUUGUAACAUUCCGGUAGAAUCUUUUAUUUUUCCAUUGUUUCAUUUUGCUGUACAUAAUGAAUAGUGCAAUAACCUUUGACAUGCAUUAUUGCAUCUCACCACAAUUUAUGGCUGUAUUUCCAUCACAAACCUUGUUGCUGUGAUCAAAAUAUUGCUUCAGAUACUUUCCAGUUGAAUACUGUUUUCCCCAUAUUUAUAUAUACUAUAAUCUGUCGGAAAUGUUCUAAAUGUUGCUCAACUGUAGAUGAUAUUUGUUCCAUAGUUAAGACAGACAUAGUAAACAGCUGCUUGUGCCAAAGUGCUACCAUGUAAUACAUUCCUGCCAAGGUUGAGUAUCGAUUUGUGUGAGGAAAAGAUCUUCCUUUUAUAUCUCUUUGUCGUGUUUUUAAUAAAGCAUGAGCGUCUUGUGUUGA